Diospyros lotus (date-plum) is the source of this 2911-nucleotide messenger RNA. RefSeq names its product ABC transporter G family member 11. Gene Ontology annotation, molecular function: ATP binding; ATP hydrolysis activity; ABC-type transporter activity. The record is from RefSeq and is a predicted model, not a curated record. Lineage: Eukaryota; Viridiplantae; Streptophyta; Magnoliopsida; Ericales; Ebenaceae. The transcript has 11 exons. Bases 457 to 2550 code for a protein of 697 amino acids. Gene Ontology annotation, cellular component: membrane.
GCAGAUGAUAGAUAGUCGUUGAGAGGAAGAAGAAAGAAACUUGUCUGUAAACUGUAAUCUCACACCCAAAAAGCAAUUAAUUAACCACAGCUGGAGGAGGAGGAGGCUCAUUUUAAUUGCAUGGGUUCCAUAAUAUUCCUUCUACUUGCUCAGUCAAAUUCGCAACGCUCGCCAUCUACUCCAUGCCUCUCAUAAGAAACUCGUUUCACCACUUUCAGUUAUCACGUCUUCCUUUCCUUGUCAUCCUUUUUAGAUUGGUCUUGACUCUCGUUCGCUUCAGAGAUUUAGGAGACGAAGAACAGUAGUCUAUUUUGAUUUUGCAGACAAUUCAGAGUCUUUCUUUCAUCCUUAUAUUGUCAUUAAAACAUACAUACCCCUCUGUCUCGCUGGGUAGAAAGAGAUAAGAAGGCGGCAAUCCGUAGCUAAUUAAAACCCGGCCGGCGAAAUUAGGAGCAGAUGACGAUGAGGAACUCUGCCACUCGCGUGAUUAUGGAGAUCGAGGCAAACCAGCCGCAAGGAAACGGUCUCAUAGUGGGAGGCCUAAGUCCUCUGAGCGAGACCUUGUGGAAGGAGAAGGCCAAUACAGAAUUCGUAGGGGAUAUGUCUGCUAGGCUUACUUGGAAGGAUCUGAUUGUGAUGGUGACACUCAGCAAUGGAGAGACCCAAAAUGUUUUGGAAGGCCUCACUGGUUAUGCUGAGCCUGGAACGUUCACCGCCCUGAUGGGGCCUUCUGGUUCUGGAAAAUCUACUCUGCUUGAUGCUCUGUCCGGCCGCCUUGCUGCCAACGCCUUUCUUUCCGGCACCAUACUCCUCAAUGGCCGGAAAACAAAGCUUUCUUUUGGCACUGCUGCAUAUGUGACACAAGAUGACAACUUGAUUGGUACUCUAACGGUUCGGGAAACAAUUUCUUACUCCGCUAGACUACGUCUCCCCGACAAGAUGCCUUGGUCCGAGAAGCGCGCAUUAGUUGAGAGUACCAUCAUGGAAAUGGGUCUUCAAGAUUGUGCUGAUACAGUUAUUGGGAAUUGGCAUUUGCGUGGGAUCAGCGGAGGAGAAAAGCGGAGGGUGAGCAUUGGCCUUGAAAUCCUGAUGAGGCCCCGGCUGCUCUUCCUGGAUGAGCCAACAAGCGGACUUGAUAGUGCGUCGGCGUUCUUUGUAACUCAGACAUUGCGUGGUCUCUCUAGAGACGGAAGGACUGUAAUAGCUUCAAUUCAUCAGCCCAGCAGUGAAGUUUUUGAGCUGUUUGAUCGCCUAUACCUGCUUUCUGCAGGGAAGACUGUUUACUUUGGUCAGGCUUCAGAAGCUUAUGAGUUCUUUGCACAGGCUGGAUUUCCUUGCCCAGCUUUGAGGAAUCCAUCUGAUCAUUUUCUUAGGUGCAUUAACUCUGACUUCGACAAAGUUAAGGCCACUCUUAAAGGAUCCAUGAAAUUGCGGUUUGAGUCAAAUGAUGAUCCUCUGGAGAAGAUAACAACAGCAGAAGCUAUCCGAACUCUUAUUGACUUUUAUCGUACUUCGCAGUACUGUUACUCAGCGAAAGAGAAAGUUGAGGAGAUAUCAAAAGUCAAAGGAACCGUGCUUGAUUCAGGAGGCAGUCACGCUAGUUUCUUGAUGCAGUCUUUUACUUUAACCAAGCGUUCUUUAAUCAACAUGUCAAGGGACUUUGGGUAUUACUGGUUGAGGCUUGUAAUUUACAUUGUGGUUACUGUCUGCAUUGGAACCAUCUACCUGGACGUUGGAACCGGCUACAACUCUAUCCUGGCGCGAGGUGCUUGUGCAUCAUUUGUCUUUGGAUUUGUCACUUUUAUGUCAAUUGGUGGGUUUCCUUCCUUCGUGGAAGACAUGAAGGUUUUCCAAAGAGAGAGAUUGAAUGGCCACUAUGGUGUUACUGCAUUUGUCAUCGGCAACACAUUAUCAGCAAUGCCAUUUCUAAUACUGAUUACUUUUAUCUCUGGAACUGUUUGCUACUUCAUGGUCCAACUCCACCCGGGCUUUGAACACUAUCUGUUCUUUGUGUUGUGCCUUUAUGCAAGUGUCACUGUUGUGGAGAGCUUGAUGAUGGCCAUAGCCAGCAUUGUUCCCAAUUUCCUGAUGGGCAUCAUCAUAGGAGCCGGAAUACAGGGAAUAUUCAUGCUAGUCUCUGGGUAUUUCAGACUUCCGAAUGACAUUCCAAAGCCUGUCUGGCGUUACCCAAUGUCAUACAUUAGUUUCCAUUUCUGGGCUUUACAGGGACAAUACCAAAAUGAUCUGAAGGGCUUGAUCUUUGACAACCAAUCUCCAGAUCAACCAAAAAUUCCGGGUGAAUACAUACUGGAGAACGUGUUCCAGAUUGAUGUGAACCGGUCAAAAUGGGUGGAUCUCAGCGUUCUCUUCAGCAUGAUUGUCAUCUACCGCAUAAUCUUCUUCAUCAUGAUCAAGAUCAGUGAGGAUGUGACCCCUUGGAUCAGAGGUUACAUAGCAAGGAGAAGAAUGCAGCAGAAAAAUGGAAAUCAAAAUACGACAAUUGCUCCAUUUGGUCUCACCCAAUCUCCUUCCCUGAGGACCUAUAGCUAGAUGCGGCCAAGUAUUGCCAGUGUUUAGAGUUUGAUGUGCAAGUGCAUGAUUUCCACCCCCAUUGUGAUACACCCCAUUUAAAUGGAUAGCGAGUUAGGGCCACGUGGCGCUUGCCCAUUAAAAUGAUGUAGCGACGAGUAAGUAGUUUGAGAAAAAGUUCGAUGCACAACCACUCAUCUACUACAUAUUUUUAAUACAAAGGAUCGCUUUUGGUUGCCGCCCAAAAAUGCAUAUUCCCAUCACUAGUUUGAUCAUUAGUUAUUGAUUAUUAUUUUAGAAGAUUUCUAGAAAGAGUGAUGGUGUACGUAACAUUGCAUACCUCAAGUUGACCAUGAUAUUAAGAGGGUGUUUCGCUUAAAAG